Molecule: messenger RNA, 1014 nt
Organism: Strongylus vulgaris
Lineage: Eukaryota; Metazoa; Nematoda; Chromadorea; Rhabditida; Strongylidae
Source: the annotation of a GenBank genome assembly
AUGCCCAUCGGGGGAAAAGAUGGUGAUAGCACGAUCAUAACGUUCCAUGUUGGACCCUGUAACGUUUUUUCCCAUAUAUGUACGGAAUUUGUCAUUUUUUCCCAGAUGCCGUACGCAAAUCAGCCUGUUAUCAACAUAAUGGAGUUAAGCGACGAUCUGGUUCGCUUUUCUUUGGAGGACACAGAUCUUAGCGUCGCCAAUGCACUUCGGCGGGUCUUCAUCGCUGAGGUUCCUACUAUCGCUAUAGAUUGGGUUCAAAUAGAAUCGAACACCAGCGUUUUGCACGACGAAUUUAUCGCUCAUCGGAUGGGACUGAUUCCAUUUGUAUCAGACGCUGUUGUUGACGAUAUGGCUUAUACUAGGGAAUGCAACUGUACAGAGUUUUGCGACGCUUGCUCUGUAUUGUUCGAGUUGAACGUCAAAUGUAAGGAAGAGGCUACACGAUCUGUCACGACGGCCGAUCUAGUAUGCAAAACUGAACGAUAUGUAAAUACUGUUUAUCCCGCUUGUGGCCAGCAGCUGAAGAAUCGCAGCGCAUUUGGUGAUGAAUAUGGACAACACGAAGACAUUCUCAUUGUAAAACUUCGAAAAGGACAAGAAAUUAAUCUGAAAUGCUACGCAAAGAAGGGCUUCGGAAAGGAGCAUGCGAAAUGGAAUCCCACCUGCGGUGUAGGCUUUGAGUACGAUCCAGACAAUGCCCUUCGACAUACCAUUUAUCCUAAUCCAAAAGAAUGGCCACGCAGUGAAUUUUCGCAGCUUAAAGAUCAAGAGGGAGAGGAGAAGCAGUAUGAAGCGCCUUAUGAUGCUCACGGCAAGCCGAACAAAUUUUGGUUCACAAUUGAAGCCACUGGUGCAUUAAAAGCUGACCGUAUUGUUUACUCUGGUGUUGCUGUUUUGAAAAAGAAACUCACGGAUCUUCAGGUAUACUCUUUGCUCUUUGUUCCUUUUUUUAAUGUAAGUAUCUGGUUGUAUUCCAGGUCAAUUUGCGGCACGAGCUUUUGCAGCAUGGCCUAG